AUGUCGAGCCUCUUCCUUCCUCGCGACUCGGUGCCGAAACGCAACGACGACGGCUCGCUGGCCGUGGUUCACGUCGCCGACGUCGAUGUUGACGCCGGCGAGAUUGUCGUCAUCCCCAACCCCACUACCACCUCCAUCAUGGCCCGCCAGGUCAUGUUCCACAAGACUUACCUCUUCGAAGUCAUCGAGGAGAACACCGCCGACAUCGGUCCCACCUGCGAGAUCCUUAGGCUCCGCCUUCAGAUCCUCACCGAGCGCGCCAAAGCCCACAUCCAACGCCAAUCCUCCUACGCCUCAGCUCAUGCAGCUUACGUGUCUGCGCUGAACGGCAGCUACGCCUACGGCCUGAACAUCCUCGAUCAGCGUGACUUUGACGACGAGUCCAAGCCUCACGCAUGGGGCGUCGAGAGCAUGACCGACAUCAUGAAGCCCAUCAACUACCACGUCGUCUUCGCGCCAGCCACCACUACCACCAUUGCCUCUGGGACGUCCUCUGUUGUCGCCUCCACUUCUCGCUGCACUAAGCGCGCUGCGUCCGACGCACCAUCUGCCAGCGCUGACUCCCUCUCCAAACGUGCUCGUCUUGACUCUGAACUCUCCGCUUCCAACGGCGGCAACCUUCUUAAUGUCACAGCCACCUACACGGCCUACUACAGUGAUCCGUCUACCAGGGACAAGAAGCGCAGUAGGUCUGACUCUGACGAGGAAGACCGCACUUCCAAGCGCGCACGCGAGUCCUCUGACACGACUCUGCCGCUCUCCGCCACCGUCCUGACACCCCUUCCCCUCGACGACGACGACCUCACUGACGCGGACGCUGACGGCGAGGAAGACGAGGACUACACGCCCGCCAUCACUCCCGAAGUCGUUCGACCUAACCCUACCACUGCCCCCUCGACGGCUCACGAGCCGCAUCCUGUCGUCGGCUGCGGACCUCGCGCCACUCAAGGGUUCAAGAUGCCCUGCAUGCCGAUGACAUAUCAUACUGCGAUGCCUCGUCGGGCCGAGGUCGACGACGUCCCCUUUGAUGCCAAAGACCUUGCCGCUGUCGAUGAGCCCGCCUCUGUUGACGACGCCCUCGAUGCUGACACUCCCGUCUCCAAUGACGAUGAUUCCGUCUCAGUGUACGAACCGCCCUCUCGCUCGCCUACACCUGUGCCUACCCGAAGCAGCCGGCGCCUGCGCUCGCGCAACGCGAAGCCCUACGAUAGGCCCUCCACUAGCACCAAUUCUCGAGCGUCUGCCAAGAAGUCAAAGUCAAAGUCCAGGGCCUCAACCUCUCGCUCCGCCUCUUCCCGCGCCUCUUCUUCUUCUUCCCCCACCCCCAAGAGAAAAUUCAAACCCAUCGACGCCGCCGCUGCCAUCAUCGGCAGCAACUGCAAAUUCCCAACCGCCGUUCGGCGCCUCAUCACCCCAGUCGACGUGCCCCACCACAUCAACUUCGGCCUCGACAACGCGCGCCCGGGCGCGAAGAAACCCGCCUGCAGCAUCUGCGGGCACGCGACCAAGGGCCCGGGCGACCUCUCGCGCCACGUCCUCACGCACAUCCGCUGGCUCUCGGACGGGACGGGGGAUAUGGAGCGGGGCGGUCUCUGGCGGUGCGAUCAUGAGGACUGCGAGUUAGGGUACGCGCGGAAGGAUUCGCUCAAGCGGCACCUGGAGACCAAGCGGGACCACACGGGGAGUCUGGAGGCGCAAUGCCAGCCGGAGAUGCUGGUGGGCCAUGACAAGCAUUGGAAGAUCGUCAAGUUUGACGUUCGCGCCGACGACUAG
Schizophyllum commune H4-8 is the source of this 1773-nucleotide messenger RNA. RefSeq lists its product as uncharacterized. The record is from RefSeq and is a predicted model, not a curated record. The transcript has 3 exons. Lineage: Eukaryota; Fungi; Basidiomycota; Agaricomycetes; Agaricales; Schizophyllaceae. Bases 1 to 1773 code for a protein of 590 amino acids.